UGUUGUGUAGCGUGGUCGGCGAAUCUGUGUCGCAGUGAUGGCUACCCAAGAUCGAUGGUUUUUCUCGAAGGAAAAGCUUGUAAACACCCCAAGCAAGAAGGAUGGGAUAGAUAUGAGGAAGGAGCUAUUCUACAGGCAACAGGCGGCAACGCUAGUGCAAGAUAUGGGACAGAAACUCAUGGUAUCCCAGCUGUGCAUCAACUCAGCCAUCGUGUACAUGCAUCGGUUCUACAUGUUCCACUCAUUCUCCAAGUUCCACCGAAACCUGAUGGCACCAUGCUGCCUCUUCCUGGCCUGCAAAGUGGAGGAACAGCCCAGGAAGCUGGAGCACCUUCUCAAGGUCGGCUGGAACUGCAUGAACAAGGAGCCCCUGGACGUCAAGUCAGACAAAUUCAAGCAGCUGUAUGACGAGCUGGUGAGGAACGAGAACAUCCUCCUCGCAACUCUUGGGUUUGACUGCUCUAUUGAUCACCCUCACACUCAUGUUGUAAAAUGCUGUCAACUCAUUAAAGCUAGCAGGGACUUGGCGCAAACGUCCUACUUCAUGGCCACAAACAGCCUGCACCUGACCAUGAUGUGCCUGGAGUACCGCUCCACCCUGGUGGCCUGUGUCUGUAUCUACCUCGUCCACAAGUGGUCGGGCCACGAGAUCCCGAAGUCGUCCAAGGGCAAGGACUGGUUCUGGUACGUCGACCGGGACGUAACUUUGGAACAACUAGAGCGCGUUAGUGAGGAGUUCCUGCUCAUCUUCAAUCAGUGCCCCUCCAAGUUGAAGAACAAGAUCAUGAAGUCCAGCCGGGCCAUCAGUGAUCAGGAGGCGGAGCAGAUGAAGCGGCAGCGGAACGAGGCGUCCCGUCCGCGCCAGCCGGCGCCGCCGUCCGCGGCGAGCUCCGGCAGCGCGCCGGCGGCGGCUGGAGCGGGACCGUCGGCGCCGCUGCUGGCGGGGCCGCCGCCGCCGCCGUCCGGGGCCUCGGCGUCCGCCGCCGCUCCACCGGCCGCCGCCGCCAGACCCACCGGUGCUCCGGAGCACGGCGGAUCGUCGCGGACGGCGCACCAGCCGCCGCUGCCUCCGUCGCACUCGUCGAGUGGCUCUUCCUCUGGACAGCGGCCCGACUCGCACAAGCUGGCAGCGCGCGCCUACCGCGACAAGAAGGAGCGCGAGCACUUCAAGGUCGACAAGAAGCGUGACAGCGAGCGCGACCGGAGACCAGCGCCCCGGCCGCCGCUGAAGCAGGAGCCGGGUGCCUCUGGCGACUCGCACAAGCCGCGCCAGGACGCACUGCACAAACCGAGCAGUGUCAGUGACGUGCGCGACUUGCUGAAGGACGUGGACGCUCGGCACAGUCUGCUGAAUAGCAUGGAGCACCCGGCGCAGCGCGGCGCCGAGCCGCCGCGGCAGUCGCACUCUCGGCCGCACCCCGGCCACGCGCGGCCGCACCCGUCCGCGCCGCCGUCGGCCGCCGCCACCGCCGACAAGCCGCCGCACUCGCGGAGUGGCCAGGAGCUGUCGGGCAGUCACGGGGCGCGUCACCCGUCGUCGCAGCGGCACAGGACUGACGGUGACUCGGCCCACAAGUCGGGCCAUCACCGGCGGUCGGCGCCGUCCGCGGCCGCCGGCUCCGGCGCGCCGCCGCCCUCCUCCAGCAAGGCGCCCAAAGUGGAGCGGCCGCCGCCACCGCCGCCGCCUCCCGUCUCGUCCUCGGUGCCCACCAAGCAGGAGAAGCGGUCGCCGCUGCGGCUUGACCAGCCGAACGGCGUGUCUCUGCCGACGGCGCCUCCGCCGCCGCCGGUCCGGGACCCGCUCUCGGCCAGCCUGGCUCUGGCGCAGAUCAAGGACGAGUUCAUGCCGACGCCGAUCAUUAGUCCGCUGCGAUCGCCGCUGUUCAGCACUACCUCACCGGACCUUGCCGACGCGCUGCCGCCGUCAGAGCCCGAGCCGUCGCUUGCCAGCAUUGUGCCAAAGAUGGAGAAGAAGUUGUCUCCGCUGUUCUUCACCGAAUCGUCUCCUCCCGCCCCACCGCCGCCGCCUCCGCCGGCUCCGGCGCCGCCGCCUAUAAAGGUAGAGCACAAGACUCCGCCGCCCGUGGUGCCGCCCCCGCCACCGGCCGCGGCGCCGGCGCCUCCGCGCGCCCCACCUGCCGAGUCCAAGUCGCGACCGAAGCCGCUCUCGCCUCUGAAGCUGCCCACGAACGGCAGUGGUGGCGGCUCCAUCUUCAGUCCGCCGGCGACGCGGCCCUCGCGCGGUCCGCCCACCGAUCCGGAGCUGGUGCUGCCCAAAGUGGACGACAUCCCCAUGUUUAGCCCUCUGAAGGGCGGCACUACGGGGAGCAUCCGUCUGCCGCGCGGCGGCGGCCCGCUGCCCGGCGAGCCGCGCUCCAACUCCAUCAGCAGCCACGACAGUGACUUUGAGCUGGUCGCUCCCGCUCCGUCGCUGCCGCCUCCCCCGCCGCCGCCGCCGGCCCCGGUGGCGCCCGUGUCUGCGGCUCAGGCGGCCGUGCCGUUCAAGACGGCUCCGUCGGAGGACGUGGCGCUGGCGAAGGUGCCGUCGGCGCCGCCCUCUCUGAUGAAUGCUCCGAUCUCGACGAGUUCUCUGCUGGGAGAGGCGGGCCGCGAGGACCGCCACAAGCACAAGGAGAAAAAGAAGAAAAAGAAGGAGCACAAAGAGCAUAAGGAGCAUAAGCACAAGAAGGAGAAGAAACACAAGGAGCAUAAGGAGAAGAAGAAGGACAAGCACCGUGAUCGUGAGGAGCCCAAGCUGAAGAUAACCAUUUCCAAAGACAAGCUGGAGGGCACGGAGUCGGCGGCGGCGGCGGACACGUUCAUUCCCAAGUUGACCAUCCGGCGUGAGAGCAGUCCGCUCUCCAGCCCGGGCAACUCGCUCAAGAUCCGCAUCGGCAAGGGCCAGGUGACGCCGGCCGAGGCGCCCAAGGCGAAACGUCGCCGCGAGAGCUCCGAGUCGGACCCGGGCAGUCUGGUGGCCUCGCUGCACACCUCGGCGCCCAAGCACAAGCACAAGCACAAACGGCACCGUCAGGACUCGGACCGCUCGGACGCUCUCCAUUUCUAGCCGAUCGGCCGACCGCCGCCGCCGGCUCGCCCCGCGGCCCCGGCCCCGGCCCCUGCGCGGCGGUGGCGCUCCGCCCGCCGCGCGCCAGCCGCCUACCCCGGGCUCUAGCUAAUGUGUAUUGUGUUCAUGGACUCUGUGAUGUAUGGCGUGGUGCGGACGCGCGCUUCCCGGCCCGCCCGGCGCUCUCCAGCGCCAGGGGCGGCGCCGGAAACUUGAGUGCUGUGAUGAUAAAAAACGUGUAAGUCUUUCCGAGGUGGGCGCGCACGUCCUGGAGCGCUGGACCCGGCAUCGGCACUGUCUCCAGCCCUCCCGUCCGCGCUACCCCGCCCGGCGCCGCCCUCGCUGCGCGCCGUCACUCACUACGCGCUCCCAUCGCGCGUUGUUGCUCAGCCGGCCGGAGCUGGCCGGUCCGCCGCCGCGGCGCCCCGAGCGCGGCCCGCGGCUGUUGGUAUUCGUGGUGCAAUGUGGCCAGAGAGGCUGCCUAAUCUGCGCCCGCCGGCCCAAGGUCCUGUUUUGUACCUACGUAUAUUUUGUAUGUAUCCGUAACAUGCAUGUUAAUGUAUGUCUAGGUAUGUUGUGUGCGGGGAUUCGUCCCUAUGAUAAAUGCCUGGCUACCGCCACAUUUAUGCAAUAUAUCGUAAAGUGUGA
Messenger RNA from Amphibalanus amphitrite, 3715 nucleotides. Its product is annotated as cyclin-T1-like. Gene Ontology annotation, biological process: positive regulation of DNA-templated transcription, elongation; regulation of transcription by RNA polymerase II. Gene Ontology annotation, cellular component: cyclin/CDK positive transcription elongation factor complex; nucleus. The transcript has 9 exons. NCBI's taxonomy places the organism in Eukaryota, Metazoa, Arthropoda, Thecostraca, Balanomorpha, Balanidae. The record is from RefSeq and is a predicted model, not a curated record. Gene Ontology annotation, molecular function: cyclin-dependent protein serine/threonine kinase activator activity. Bases 38 to 3067 code for a protein of 1009 amino acids.